Pseudogymnoascus verrucosus is the source of this 3569-nucleotide messenger RNA. RefSeq lists its product as uncharacterized. Bases 181 to 3315 code for a protein of 1044 amino acids. Gene Ontology annotation, cellular component: TSC1-TSC2 complex. Gene Ontology annotation, biological process: negative regulation of TOR signaling; regulation of cell cycle. The transcript has 4 exons. The record is from RefSeq and is a predicted model, not a curated record. Lineage: Eukaryota; Fungi; Ascomycota; Leotiomycetes; Thelebolales; Thelebolaceae.
GACAGUAGCAAACCUAAGCCAAACCUUUCGCCAGACGAGGAUCUCGUCAACGCCAAAUGUCAUAAAUUGCUUCCGCUGUGACGGGAGCAGCCCCCUUCCUACUAGAGUCUGAGGACUGACGAUCCCUUGCGAUUACCUUAUCACCAUUGACCUGGGCCAACGACCAAGCCCAUAGCUAGGAUGUCGUCUGGAUCCUUGAAAGAUGUCGUGAAGUCAAUCCAUAACCAGGUCUCAAGCGGUAUCCUUCCUCUGUCAAAUGACCUGAUCGACCACAUCCAAGCAUAUCUGGAUAAGCACCUACCGAUUGAAGAUGGCGACUCACAGAAGCUCCAAGAGGAGCUUCUGUCGAUUUGGCAAAAGCAAGCUCAGGAUAAGCCUGAACGCUACUCAAUCUUCAUCGCUAUUUUGCGGGAGUUAAUACCUGCCAUUAGGAGUGCAACUCAGUGGUUGCAAUGGUGGGAGAUGUUUGUAGUACCGGUACUGGGGAAUAUUGGGGACGGGAAGGGAUUGGCAAGAGAGACCCGGCAGCUUCUGCUCGACAUUUUGUUAUUUGAGGCCGACGAUGGUGACAGCGCGAGGAUCGAGGCAGUACGAGAGACCUGCACCAUGCUGUCAGAUAAAGUCUUGGGGGUAUGGCUUAAUCAAUCUAGAGUUGCGACAACCGAGGCAGACGCCAUGGCACACUAUCUUGACCAGCAAAUUAAAUCCCUUCUCUUAGCAUUUGGACAGAAGAGACCUCAGAUCCUCCUUACGGCUAUAGAUAAGUACUUUAUCAAACGAGAGCACCGUGGCCAAGUUUUGUCUCUUCUCAGCGAAUUUAUUCGCCAUGGCCCGCCUCAUUUACAUCUUCUCUUGCAAACCCCACUAUUCGAUAACCUUCUUCGGUGCCUACAAAUCGAUACCUCAACCACUGUUGUUGCUCUAGCAAUGACAGCUCUGACUAUGAUCUUACCACAUAUACCUGUCUCGACUGGGAAGCACCUCCCUUCGCUAUUCAAUAUUUACACCCGCAUGCUGUUUUGGGAAAGAGAAAGAGCCUUGUCCCCAAGAUUGAGGCUAGAUUCUAACGAACAAAAUGACAACCCCGAAUCAUCUGAGAAAGGACAGGAAGAGAAGGUUCCGUGGGAGAAGCUGUCGUAUUCCUUUCAAUCAGACGACGAGACAUUGCCCGAAUUGUUACAUUAUUUUACAUUCUUGUACGGGCUCUACCCUAUCAAUUUCAUGAGUUACAUUAGAAAGCCAAGCCGAUAUCUCAGACACGCCAACUUCCCAGGAGCAGAUGAUAUCGACGUGGAGCCGAACGAAAUUCGGAAGCGAUCUGAACCCUUCAGAGAGUUGCAUUUACUUCACCCCAACUUUUUCUCUCUAACUAUCGAGUCUGAACUUACGGAUGCCCAUAGAUGGAUGAAUAGCGCUGCAUCUGAUGUGGUCACCUUCUGCAUGUCUCUCUGUGUACCUGUCUAUCAUGGAUCGGGUAGCGCCCCUCCUAUGACAAGGUUUUCUAGUUUACCAAACCGCGACAGCAACCAAGAUAUUCCAACUCAGACGCUGCUUACCCAAACGGAUUCCGAAGAGGCACUGCUAGCUCAGCGGCGCUCACAUGAAACACCGAGUUCAGGGGGCGGCCCACCUGAAUUGAGCGCGCUGGGAAGAUUAACUUCGAGGGCAAAUCCUUCGGUAUCUUCUGAUGUCCACAUAGCGACGAAUCAAAUCCAAGAUAUACGUUCUGACAGCCCCGGGAUAUUAAACCAACGUGGAAUGUCGCCGCUGCACGAUAUUCUCAAUUCUCAGCAAUCACUCCACCGAGGUUUGCACCAGUCAUUGCCAAACGAAAGCUCCACCACUUUAUCUUCCGUGGGGGGAAAUACCGAUUCCUCAGCUAAUGUAGAUACAUAUCUGCAGUCUCUCGCCCAACUGCCUCCUCGCUCACCAUCAUUAAGGCCAUCUCUGGGAGACACCACCAACAUGGCGUUCCUCCGCCGCGAAAUUAUGCUCUUGCGUAAUGAUCUUAACUUUGAGCGCUAUCUCAAGCAGCAGCAUCUAUCGCACAUUGGCCAACUUCGCCGGAUGCAAGUCCGUGAAGCGACUGUCGAAGCUGAAACGCAAAAUCUCAUCAAUGCCAACAAGAUUUUGAAGGGCAAGCUCGAGGAGGCCAAGAAUCUCACUACGCAAACCAAGAAAGAGUCCGACAAGAGUAGAGCCCAAUCAAAGAAAUGGGAACAGGACCUAUCAGCGAAACUGCGGGCAAUAAAAGAAGAACAAAAGAAAUGGCUUCUUGAGGGCGAGCUCUUACGACGCGAUCUCCAAGAGUCGAAAGAAAACAGCGAGGAGCUAAAACAACUAGUUAUCAAAAGCGAGGCGCGCGAAAUGGAAUCAAGCCGGAAGCUCCAGGCGAUUAAAAUCGAACUUGACGACCUCGCUAAACUCCGUUCAGAUGUCGAUCGCUUGACUGAGCAUCUCCGCGAGUUCCAAAAUCAAGAGAGUGAGAUGGAGGAUGUCAAAGCACGUGAAAAUAUAGCGAAUUCGAAAAUCGAGCUUCUCAACAUGCAGCUCUCCGCACGCGAGGAAGAACUGCUCAAAACGAAACGGGCUAACGCAGCGGAGAUUCAGGACCUGAAACUCCAUAUGAAAGACGUCGCGCAGAACGCGCAUAGCACGGCGACUCAAAACUUUAAGAUGAUGCUUGAUAGUGCGCUAGCGGCGUCGAAGUUGCGACUUGCUGAGGUCCACAAAGCGCACACGCACCUCCUGAGGCGAUACACUAGUUUGCAGGAGGACUACUUGCGGCUACAAGAACAGCAUAGCACCCCCGGUCCUUUACUGGGCGAUUCCGACGAAAUCGAGAGCUUCGAGAGUCGUAGCCCCACCGAUACUCGAAAUAUGCCACAUAGGCAGCCGCGACGAGAUAGCGAGGACCCACAGAGGCUAGGUCAUCGAGGGGCCGAUGAUGGCAGUCGCCAACGCAGUUUUUCGCCUGAUGAACAGAGAAAGAUGUCAGCAGCCACGGGGUCUGUGAUGAUUCCGACAAGGACGGGCAGUAGUACCCAUUCUGAUCCAAGAUCACUGUUCAAAGGUGGUAGUUUGGACAAUGGUGCUGAAGCAGAGAUGCCAAAGCCUAGGCCUGAGCGUCGGGCAUAUGGACGAGGUGGCGUACAGAACUCUGGCUUGAAGGAACGGAAAGAAAAGGAGAAGAAGGAGAAGGAACGGAGAGAGAGUGAGGCAGAAUCAGGAUCGCAAAGUCCAACGCAUAACAAAAAGGACAAGAAAGGCGGAACCGGAGGAUUUAAAAGCAUUAAGGGGCUUGUGUCAAUGUAGGGAUGAUUAUAUGGUUAUGAUAGCCUCACGGCGGCGGGACUGGCGUUGAAUGGGAUAUUUGGACGCAAGGGAUGGAGAUAUGUUGGGAUAUAGGGGCCGGUAAAGAUAUCAUAUCGAGGGUUUUGGAGUCUAUGUUUUACGUAUAUAAUCAAAGCAAUCACUAUCUAUACUUGUAAUGCGAAAAAUACUGAUAUGCUGAAUUGUCAUGGUUUUUUUUUUGUGUAUAAUAUGUGAUAGAUAAUGCACUAUAGAAG